This is a messenger RNA of Stomoxys calcitrans (stable fly), 4302 nucleotides long. It is a transcript of the gene dmt, whose product is annotated as protein dalmatian. The transcript is spliced from 3 exons. NCBI's taxonomy places the organism in Eukaryota, Metazoa, Arthropoda, Insecta, Diptera, Muscidae. The coding region runs from base 31 to 4098 and encodes 1355 amino acids. The record is from RefSeq and is a predicted model, not a curated record.
AAUAACUUAAAAAAGACAAUUUAACUAAAUAUGGCAAAAGUCAAAUUGCCUUCUAAGGCCUCAAGUACUAAGAAUUCGUCCACGCCUAGAAAAAUUGCAAAGGGCAAGAUCAAAAAGAAUGUUUCAAAUGGAAAAAAAGAAAAACUGAACGCCAAACAGCAACAGCACAGUGAUUACUUAAGUAAAUGUUACGAAAUUCAAUCACAAACUCGUCUAUGUUUUGUCAAUUUAAAACGUUCUUCAAUCAUGGAGAACGCCACCGCCAAUUGCAGCGCAAACAGCAACAACAUCAGUGGCAUUGAGCAGGCUCAAUGCACAGACACCAACACCAUUGUCACCCCAAAUAUUAAAGAUAAUAAUAAAAAAGUGGAUGAAGCCAACAAAAAAUCGAAUGCCAACGCAAAGCCCAAGAAGAACAUUUCCUCAACUUUAAGAAACAUAGCUGGUAAGGGACAAGAAGCCACUGAAAUAGAGACAAGAUAUGCGUCAUUAAAAACACCCCUUGACGAUCAAUGUUCACUUGCCAAAACGACCGAGAAAAACAAUAACGAACUAUAUUUUCAACGUCGCUGUUGUGUGCGAAUCAAAAAAUUGCGCAUUACGCAAAAGGAUUUACCUAGUAAGGAUAAUAAAGCGCCCAAGACUUUGAAAAAAGAAGAACUAAUAGCAAAUGCUGCUUUACAAGAUGAAAUUCUGGCAACUUCUUUAUCGCAAAUUGAAAAUCCUGCACUGGAUCAAGAAAAACGUAAAGCAUUUUCGAAAUUAUCUUUGGCAAAACGGCAUCACCCAUCAGCUGAAGACGAUAAAGAAAACAAAAAUAACGAUAACGAAUACAAGAGAAUAUCGAGCCAGACUUUAAACAAGGAAAAUCGUAGCAAAAAGCUUAUCGAUAACACUGCUAAAAAUGUCAAUAAGAAUUCUAUCGAUAAAGAAAACGAUAAAUAUCCAACAAGAACACGCCGACUACUUAGGCAAAGUAAUAGCAAAACCAUUGAGGAAAAUUCGGCGACAGCUCUAGGAAAAGAUAAUAAGAGUAACGAACAAGCAAAAAGCAACUUUAAGGACCGGAAUGGUAAGAUUGAUAACAACUUAAAGUUGAACAUAACCAAGGAACGGACCAACAAACUUUCUAAACCAUUGGAAAAGAAGUUAGAUGCCACUAAACGUGGUUCUAACCAGAACAACAAAGAUGAUUCAAAAUCCACAGAAGAACACACAAAAGUUAAAGAAAAAGAUAACAAAAAUGACACAGGUAGCACCGAAAAAUCAGCAAAGGCGAGAAGACGGAUAAUUGGUAGAAAGUUUAAAGAUGACAAAGUAAAUGUCACUGGUGACCCAUUGGCAAAUGCAGCUGGAACUGAAGGUGGAAUUAAAAAGGCUGGCGAAAUUAAGACCAGAACUCGGGGUGGAGAUAAAAAGGUUGAUGACAUUAUUAAAACCAGGCCAAAAAGAGCAGCCAAACCUAUGACAUUAAACACAAAUAGUAAAAACAAGUCUAAAGAUCGAAUGGUAUCGGUGAUUACAAAUAAGCAAUCAGAAAAGGAGGAUGCUCCCAUAAAUGGGCAUGAAAACAUAGUGGAAAGCUCUCUUAAAUCCAAGUCUAAACCCGAAGUGGCGACAAGUGACGUCAAAAAUAAGGAGAACACGAACAAAAAAUAUAACUCCAAAGGAAUGAAUUCAAAUACAGCAAAAAACAAUGCCAUUACGAAUACAACAAUGAUGGAUAUGCAGCACAUACAUUUUGUUCCCCAAAGAAAUUCGACCAUGCAUUUUGAAGUUAUGUUAAGCCACAAUAAAUCCCCCAUUAAACAGCAUGAAAAAGAGCUUACCAACAGAGUUGAUAACAAAAUAAGUGCUUCUGGCAGCACCGAAAAUAUAAUCACAAAAUCAACAACUAGCAACUUGACAAACCUUAACAACAGAACGAAUAAAUUUUUCCAUCGUCAUGAAAACGAAAAUGUUUGGCAAAAUUCACAAAAUCCACAAUGCCGCAAACGUUUAGCAGCCACCAAUGUCACAAAUAAAACUCCUCUCUCCAAGAAGCAUCGACUGCUGUCGAAGCGUUCCUCUCAAGCUAGGCGUGAAAAGGUCUAUGAAUUUCUUUCGCAAUCUCAAACUUCUGAGUCCGAAUCGGGCAAUGGCAGUAAGAUUCAAACCAAACCUGUGGAUCCCAUGGCAGAUGUUAUUAAAAAGUUAAUAUCACAAGGAAAGGUAGCCGUAGCUACCAAUCAAAAGGGUAAGGGAAAACCUAAGCUUAAGCCCACGAAGCCCAAAAGAGUGACAAAUAAAAAUAAACAGAAAAAGAUUACUCCCUCCGCAAACAUAAAGAAUAAGGAGGUAGUUUUGAUGCCUCCCCCUUCUCCUCCUGCACCAAUCAACAAAAGCAAAGAAAGUAUUGAUGCUGACAACGAAGAAAAUUACGAUAGAGACGAUUUCGACCAUUUUAUGGAAGAUGAUGACGACAUAAACCCCGAUGUCAAUUAUAAUUUUAAUGAACCCGCACAGCCUGGCCAAAAACCUCAACAAAAUCAUGUUGUUGCUGAACAAGAAGGUACUUUUAGUAAUUUAGCCAGGUCAGUUCUAAUCAGCCAAGCUGAAAGAAAUGAUGCUCAAAGAUUAAAGGCCCAACGUCUACUGGCUAUGGCCAAGAAGCUCAUAAGUACGCCGAAGAAUCCAAAAAUGCCCUCACCACAGGCUGCUAUAAAUUCAGACUUAUCACCCAUUGCCCCACCCACAGGUUUAAGGCCACCCACAAAACCUUCGCCUUGGCGAGUGAACGAAGAUGCAUAUUUGCCUAGGGUGUUCAAUUUUUCAAGAAGUUCAGGUAACUUGCCCUCGUUUUCCAGUGAUUAUAUACCACCAACGCCCAAAAAGGAGACGCUCAAAAAUAAAGUGUUACAGGCCUUGAGGAACAAUUCUUCAAUGAAUCCCAAUCAAACCGAACAAAACUCCUUUAUACCUGCAGUGCAAAGUCAUACAUCCACUCCUUUAGUGGUUAACAAUCGACAUUCCAGUGGUGAUGAGGGUGUUCUAUCAUCGUUUUCGUCCAAUGAUUCCAAUGGCGAAAAUAAUCCUCCACCUGUUCCGCCCAAUAUGGGGUCUGAUAAAAAUGCAAAUAUCUUUGAUUUAAAGCAAUUGCCCAAUCCUCGUAGGACUUUAACUUAUCGUAGCCCCUUGAAGGCCAUCAACAUUUUGGAAGUCGUGCACCUGCCUCCUAUAACAGAUAUGAAUGAUUUGUCGAAAGAGAAAUCGCAUGUGGACAUGUUUGGUUUUGAAGAAUUUGCAGAUAAUGAUACCAGCUUUAAAACUCCUCAAAAAGUAAAACAAAAGAAUCUCCGAAAAGGGAGAGAAGCGCAGAAAAAAUCACCUGAUAGAGAUUUAUUUGGAUUUGAGGAAUUCCUAUCACAAACUGAAGCUUCGAGUCAGGAAGCAGCAGCAACACCACAGAAGGAAACCUUUACCAACAAAAUCAAUGAAAAAUUACAAGGGUUAAGAAAAUUACGGCCAGAUACAAGCGAGUUAGAAAUAAAUUUUGCUUCAGGCAAGGAUAAGCCGAAAUUUCCUGAACUUUUUAGGGAUCCAGGCGAUGUGGCCAAACCCCAAAAAACCAUCAAACAGAUGCUAUGUUCUACCAUGGUAGAACAGCCCUCGACAAGCAAGAGGGCAUUGGAAGAGCUUAACUUGCGAAAGCAAGCAAUGUUCCAAUGUCCACCAACCAGGGAGAUUACUGCUGAUAUUAGUGAAAUAUUUAAAGAUGUCGAACCAGAGACAACGUUUAAUGAGCAGGAUCCACACCGCACCUAUGUUCGUCCCUAUAAACGAAAACGUCGUCUUCGCGACAAUAAACUAGUGUUUGUUCUUGAAAGCGACGAGUCGGAUAUUGAAGAUCUUUACUCGCCAGAAAAGAAGAAAAAGAAAGAUAAAAAGAAACGAGAGCUUAAUAAAAGUCAUGAAACUGAUACCAGCUCCGAACAUCCGCCAAACAAAAAGAAACGACGAGCCAAAGAGAAUCCCGAACUGAAAACGUUUGUGGAAGAAUUUCAGGAGAUGUGCAAAGAUGUGGAAAGUUAUCAACUCAUAGUGGAAAAGAGUGCAUGAACCUUUGUAUAAAAAGGAAAAUAUUUUUAUAGCAGAACUUUUAUUAUAUUAGCCUUUUAAAGGCUUUUUUUAUGUUUAUUCGAAUCGUCCUUUUUUUGUUUGUUUUAUGUAUGUUUUUAUUUGCUGCAAUUUAGUUAUAAGUAAACUUUUAGAUGUAAAACAAAAUUGAUGAUGAUACAUGAAAUAUAUUGAUUGAUUCAAUAA